AAUAUCAUGGAUUCCCUACGUGAACAAGUUAUGAUAAAUCAAUUUGUGUUAGCAGCUGGUUGCGCCCGUGAACAAGCGAAAUCGUCAUUACAAGCUGCUCAAUGGCAAUUUGAGACUGCCUUAUCAAUAUUUUUUCAAGAAGUUGCAAUACCACCAGGUGCAAAUGGUGCUGCGCAGCAUUAUCAGCAACUUAUGACGCCCUGUAAUACACCUGCAACACCUCCAAACUUUCCCGAUGCACUGGCUGCAUUUUCACGUCUCUCCACUACUGGAAGUCCGAACAAUGUUAGCGGAGGUGUCAAUGGCAUGGCUCCUCCGGUCUCGCCCCUUGCUACCCACCCUCCACCUCAACAUCAACAACAGAUGAUGCAGAUGCAGACAAACUCGUUUGCCGGCCCUUCCAAUCCACAGAAUAAUUACUCACCUCUAUCAUGCUCCACAGCUAUUCGCAGAGAACAAAUGCCAAGAUAAAUAGAAAAUUUAGGUUAGGUACAUCUAUAAUUUAUUUUUUUAAUGGUGCGCAUGGUGAACUGUGGACUUGUGUGUAAUUGGUGUCAUCCACUGAGCUACAGUUUCAACAUAUUAUUAUAAACUUUUUCUCUGUUCAUAGUGGUUACUAAUACUAUUAAUGCACUAUAGAAUUAUGUUACAGUUUUGAUAACCUAUAGGAGUCUGUAACUGUGAUUAUAAUGUUUGGUAUCAUUAUUUACAUGUAUAAAAUUAUGAAUGUGGUUGUAUAGUAAUGAAAUAUUUCGUUUUAUUUUAAAGAUUUAUCACUAUUCAUAAUUACUUUACAUUUUUUGUAGGCUAGAUAUUAUAAAAAUAAAGUUUUCGAUUUACAUUGUUGUAUUCUAACAAAUUAAAUCUAUACAGCUUUUCUUGAAGACAAUAUCAAGUAAUCAGUGACUUGUUUUGAAGAAUUAUUCAUUGUAAUUUUUGCAAAUCAAUUAAAUAUUGUAAUUUUGA
Messenger RNA from Aricia agestis (brown argus), 966 nucleotides. RefSeq names its product UBA-like domain-containing protein 1. The transcript has 4 exons. The coding region runs from base 7 to 471 and encodes 154 amino acids. Gene Ontology annotation, molecular function: protein binding. NCBI's taxonomy places the organism in Eukaryota, Metazoa, Arthropoda, Insecta, Lepidoptera, Lycaenidae. The record is from RefSeq and is a predicted model, not a curated record.